CCUUGCAACACUGAUACGGAAAUGUCAAAAAUAUGCACUGACAGACAGCUGUCAUGUUUUCUUGCAUCAAGCCCAAAACGCAAUAGUUUUUUGCAAUGUAACCAAAAAUAGAUCCAAAAUGAGUGCAAUAUUAAAAUUUAUCCGUGAAAACCACAUAUUGGCCCUCAUAGAACAGACCAUUGCCAAGAAAAAGUCCCGUUUGAGUCUGAACGCGUUCGAAAUAACUGAAAUUCCUGAACUUUUGUACACCUGUUUGGAAGUUGAACAUUUGUAUUUGCAUAAAAACAAAAUUACUAAUGUGCCAGUGCAAAUAAUGCAGCUAGUGAACCUGACGACCUUGACUCUUGACUACAAUAACAUAAGUUCGCUGCCAGCCGAAAUAGGGAACCUGAAAAACCUUGUGAAUUUGAACAUCAGUUACAAUCCUUUGAAAGAGUUGAUUCCUGAGAUUGGUGAGCUGGAGAACCUGGAGGCUUUCUGGUGCAACAGGAUAGGACUGCGGGAGAUCCCGAAGGAGAUCGGGAAGUUGGAGAAACUUGAUACUUUUGGGGCAAGGGGAAAUGAACUGAAAACUAUUCCUGAAGAAAUGACAAAAUUGGCGAGAUUACGGUGGCUGACUUUAGAAAACAACCACAUAGAGAGCCUACCCUCCGGCCUGGAACGCCUAGAAGUGUUGGUCCACUGCAACCUACGUAACAACCGACUGAAAGAGUUCCCGAAGGACCUGCUCAAAUGUACGGAGCUUAUGUACUUGCAGCUUAAUAAUAACCAGAUAUCCAGCCUCCCAGAGGAUUUCGACACCAGUCAUCUGACAGGUCUGGAAAUGAUUGACCUACGGCUGAAUCCCAUCUGUGAACUAGCCCACCCAGAGCACCCUCUAGUCCGCUAUCAAGAGGAGCUGCCCGCUUCGCCGAGCGCGCUAGCGGAGCUCUCCGCUCAGGCCUCCGCUAGCAGCCGCCACGGUGCGCAGGCUUUGGCUCUUAACGCCACGGCGCUCCGCUUGCCGGCUGUCCCCGCGCCGCGUCCGCACCAACAGGACCCCAGGAUCAUAGAGAUAGACCUCGACGCGUCAUCGGUGGAGUCGUCCGAAGAUUGGGAGAACAGUGUGAACAGUUCCGAACUGGAUGUGCAGUACCAGAGCGACGAGGAACGCGCUGAGAAUGAGAUCGCGCAAUUCUUUCAGGCGGUCGGCAUGGUGUUGCCCGAACUAUCGCGGUACGCGUCCACCGCCAGUUGAAUUGACACCUUGCCGCCUUGACGCAACGACCACUUUCGCGUGACAGGUAUAUGGACUGACUUCGGACCUGAUUGUCUAUUCUUUGGUGAUACUGGGAAACUUUGGGCAAGCCAAUUUGAGCCUUAUCAAGUUUGUGAUAGGGAUAGAUUUGGCGUGCUCUUAUUGUCUAGUAUCGCCUGAGAAUACAGGGUUAUCCACAUUCGCACGAACGCUUAAGAAUAUUUUGAAAAGCGUUAAUUUCUGUCGAUUUAAUUUAUUUUAGCUCUUUGUUGUUUAUGAACUUUUAGCAUUAAGUGCUUUAUUUUAAUGAAUUAAAAAACUGUUGGAAGCGUUUUUUUAUUGUUUGUUUAAUCGUUCGUGCGAACUAGACCUUUAUAUUAAUUAAGCAUACGAUUAUACCUAUCUCUUUUUCUUCUAAGUGAAUUAAAAGAAACAGCUGCAAAAUCAGCAAUUAGCCUUUUCAACGCCAAUGAAAGGAAUACUUUCUGAAAUUAGUGUUGCUAUAAUAAUAUGUCACUUUUAAUUCACUUCAAAGAAAAAUAGUCUUUGCUGUUAUUUUGAUACUUUCAAUAUUUUAUUGAAAGAGUUUCAGGGCCUGUAUUAAUGUAUGUUUAGACUUAGUUUUGUGUACUGUGUAUGAACUAUUGUAUGUGUAUAGGGUGACUGAUUGUAGAAAGACAUAACUGCAGUGGACCUACUUGACCAAAACAUAAUAGAGCAGCAGAUUAUUUAAAUCAAUUCCUUUUUAUGCUGUUCAUAAUAUAGUAGUAGCACGCGCUGUAGAAAUCACUUUUUCAACCAGACACCCUGUAUUGAUGUAAUAUACUGCGGGAACUAAGUAUAGUAUAGCUCUCUAAAAAAAGGGAAUAAAUAUUUUCUAAAAAAAUACGCUUCUAUGGCAUAUUUUGUAACGACCAUCGGUUUUUAAGAGAAUCAGGUUCCAAUAUUCCGCUAUAAGUAUCUUCAAAUAAAUACCAGCCAAAACCUUAUUCUUACUUAAUAAGCUUCAGUUUAAAUUUUGAAUCGCAAACAAUCUUUUUUCCAUCGUAGAAGGUGACUGUCGUCAAUGAAUUUAAAGUUUGGGUGAGAAGGUAUAUCCCAUACCUUGACUGGUAAAAUACAUAAAGGUAUAUUAAUAUAAAUUAAUUAAACUAUGUGACGUCCCUAGAACGUGUUAAGAGCCACUGUCUCAAACAAAUACGCACGUUUACCACAAAUCACGUUAAAAUGUGAUUACACGUGAAACUUUUCACACUUGUAAUUAAGUUUCAGGGAUAGCAUGUAAAAAACUCUUUUUCAAAAAAUGGUAAUACAGCAACUUUUUGUAUGGAACCAGCAAAGAAAUAUAAAAAAAUGCACCAUGCAAUUUAUAACAUCUGAGUGGCCAAUUAGUUUUUUUUUGUUCGAUGCUGGUGCCAUAUUUUUUUUAUAUUUCAGCAACAGAAUCAAUAAUACUUUACUUUCUUUAAAGCGGACAAGAUUUUUUACAUGUUAUUCAUUACUUAAUUUUUUCUAAACAGUUUAUUUGUCAAUCGUACAAAUGCAGCACAAAAAGGUCAACUCUUUUUUAUGUAAAAUUUCACUUUGGAUGUGACUUUAUUUUAGUAUUACCUCUUUGGGAUCUUUUUUGAGAAAUCAAUACUUGAUCAUGUAAAUAUGUAGUUGUAUUUAAAUCAUUAUUUCUCUAUAAAUAUUUUGUCUAUUUAGUUUUAGAUGUUAUACUGGGUGUUUUAUUUUAAACGUUGAAAAAACGGUCUAAAGUUUUAAUCCGGCCUAAAUCAAUGUAAUCAUUUAUAAAGCGGACCAAAUCAGCUAUAUUUGGAUAUUGGUUACAUUCAUCUAAAGGACAGUCGACAGCACAACGUGGCACAACAGAUUAUAGGUAUAUUUCUGUUGCAAAAUAACUCUUAUUUCAACUACUUAUGAUGACAAAAUGCUUUAUGUGCUGUCGCUGUAUUUCUCAAUCUUUGUAUUUUUACUCAUGAUCAUGAACACAAUUUUAUUCAAUUCAAGCAAUUAUUAAUUUAAAAAAGAGUAUCAGGCGAUUAAUAAAAAAUCCUGAUGGGGAUUUUAAUUUAAAAAAUAAAAUAUACGCCCGACGACGACUUUUGAAGUGGUUGGUGUAGGUACUAACUACAGUUGGGAGUAGAAUUAUACAUAACGAAUGAUGUAAUAUCCAAAAAAUGGUUUCAAAAUUUUACAAAUACGGACAAAAUACCAUAAAAGAUAAAAAGUGUUCAUAAUUUUAAAAAUAAUCAUGGCUUUUUCAUUGUAUACAUUCAUAUCAUAAAAAACACGCCCUAUAUGAUAAGGGUUUGAACAAAAAAAAAGAACGGGAGGUUAUAAAAACAUAAUAAUGUUUCCAACUAUUUUGAGACAAAGAAAAAUCAAAUCAAAAUCUAUUUUUUACUUGAUUUGAUUGGAAAGAGAAGGUUAAUAUCCUGUAUGGUGAUUGAGGGUGCUAUUAUGGAAUAUGGAAGUAAGAAAAGAAAUUUAAAUAACUAAAAAAAGCGUAUAAUCAUUGCCAAUGUAAGACUCCAUUCAUAUCCUAAUUAUUAUAUUUAAAAAACAAGUAAUUAUGUUACUUACAUUAAUAUAAAAAAAAAUUAAAACUUCAAGAUUAGGUAACCCCUACUUGUGUAUAUUAAAUCAUUUUUAUACUCUGAAUUGUACCUUAUUAAAUCGUAAUAACCGUUAUUUUAAAUUAAUCCUAAAAAGAUGUAUAUUUUUUUUUUGUAAAUAUAACAUUGAUAUCUUGUUAUGUAUUAAUUGAACUUUAAUAAAUACCUGUCCAUUUUCUGUAGAUAAUAAAAGAUUAGAAAAAAUGCUUUUAGUAUUGUGUGUAAACACAAAUUCCUUUUUACGCUAUAUACCAACUACCUAGGCGUCUUUUUCAUGAAAAAAAAAUCUACGCAGUUUAAACUAAAACAGCGUUUUGUCUUUUUUCAACUCGGCGAAAUCAACAUUAAACAAAAAAAGCUGUCUUUUUUUCAAUUAGCUGAAGCGUUAAAGAUUUUUUUAUUUUAUGAAGAAGACGAUAAAAUCUGUGUUCCCCAAUAGAUGAGUAAAAACUUCUUUUAAUAAGAACAUUUUACAAUUUGCCACUACUAAAUAUUUACUGUCUACAUGAAUAUUUACUGUUUUAAAUAUUUGCUCUAAUAUUUAUGUAUAAGACACAAUAGUUUACUUAAAUCAGUCUAAACGCAAACCUAGAUAAAAGAGUACCAAAAUACUUAUUUU
Ostrinia furnacalis (Asian corn borer) is the source of this 4477-nucleotide messenger RNA. RefSeq names its product leucine-rich repeat-containing protein 1. NCBI's taxonomy places the organism in Eukaryota, Metazoa, Arthropoda, Insecta, Lepidoptera, Crambidae. The transcript is spliced from 6 exons. The record is from RefSeq and is a predicted model, not a curated record. Bases 119 to 1237 code for a protein of 372 amino acids. Gene Ontology annotation, cellular component: cytoplasm. Gene Ontology annotation, molecular function: protein binding.